This is a messenger RNA of Clonostachys byssicola, 1053 nucleotides long. NCBI's taxonomy places the organism in Eukaryota, Fungi, Ascomycota, Sordariomycetes, Hypocreales, Bionectriaceae. The record is from the annotation of a GenBank genome assembly.
AUGGCAGACCUUGAUAGCGUUGAGGGCUUGACUGAACUUGGGAAGACCCACCCGGAGUUAGAAAAGCAUCUCGCUACCGCUGAACUCAGCCCCGUGGUAACUUUACCCUUCGAACAGGUAGUGAAUCUAGCCAAAAGCCAUCCUCAGCCUGCGCCACCGACUUCGGAUCUGGAGUUCACUGCGCAAGCAUUGAUGAGAGACGGCUACCAGAAUGAAUACCGAGUUCAUAGACCCGACGACUCAUCUAUCACCCCACUUGUAGUCCUUGUUCAUGGGGGCGGAUUUGUCAUCGGCCACAAUAGCCACAUCAGCGUCUACUCGCGAGCCAUCGCCAAGCUUUACGGUGUGACCGUCGUGAAUGUGUCUUACCGACUCGCCCCGGAGCACCCAUUUCCUGCAGCACCAAACGAUGUCUGGGACGCUCUGAAGUGGUUUACGCGACCGGAAGCUGCAAACGAGCUCAAGUUCGACACCUCGUUGGGGUUGUACAUCGGCGGUGUCUCCGCCGGUGCAAACUUGGCCGCAGUCACCGCGCAGCGAUGGGUCACAGACCAAGAGUCUCCUAAACUGAACGGCGUGUGGCUCGGCAUACCGUAUAUGCUGGAAGCAGACCUUGUCCCGUCCAAGUACAAGCACCUCUGGUUUUCGAGAGAACAAAACGCGGAGGCACUGAUCAUCAACAAGAAAGCAAUCGAAUUCUGCACCAAGGCUUACGCGCAUGACUUUUCGUCUCCUCACUGGUCUCCAUUCGCCGCGGCCAAUCCACACACUGGCAUGCCUCCCGUGUACAUCCAAGUCGCUGGUCAGGAUCCUCUGAGAGACGAUGGGAUUAUCUACGAGAAGGUACUUCGGGAGCAUAAGGUGUCGACAAAAUUGGAUGUUUACCCUGGUGUUCCCCAUGGGUUUGCUGAUGUGUUUCCUGAGCUUGCAAUCGCUCGCAAGGCUGCUCUUGAUACUGUAGCUGGGUUUGGCUGGUUGAUGGAAAAAGAAGUGGAGGAGGCGGCGAUUGCGAAGGCAUGGGACGAUUCUGUUGCUAUACAAAAAUCCGCCUAG